AUGGCGACGGCGGUGGUGGAGCCACCGAGGAAACGCCACAUUACCGCGCCGAUGACGCUCGCCGGCACAAAACCACGAAGAGUCUGCUUCUCGUACGCAGCCUACACGAAGAAUCUGAUCGAUUAUCUAAUCAGCUCCAAUGUCCCGGUGGAGCCCGGCCUAUCCGACGCGGAGGUCACCGCCGUCGAGACGGCGUUCCGUUUCGCCUUCCCUCCGGACCUCCGGUCCAUCCUCCAGGAAGGCCUACCGGUCGGGCCGGGUUUCCCCAACUGGCGGUCCUCGUCCAAGCAGCAGCUCGAGAUCGCAAUCAACCUGCCGAUUAUGGGGAUCUGCAAGGAAGUGUCGAGAAACGGACUCUGGAUCGGGUCGUGGGGAGACAGGCCCGAGGGCGCCGACCGGGCAGUGAAUUUGGCGCGAGAUAUCCUGAAGAAAUCCCCAAUUCUGGUGCCGAUCUACCGCCGCUUCUACAUCCCGGCGGCGCCCUCCGCCGCGGGGAACCCCGUGUUCUACGUGCAUGGCGGGGACGUGAGGCUUUGGAGCUUCGACAUAUCCGGAUUUUUCCAGCAGGUGGAGCUCCGGGUUGGCGUCGGGGAGCAGGAUUCGGGGCAGCGGAGGGUGAGUAGUUCGCUGGCGGUGCCUGCGUGGGCGGCGAAGGAGGCUCGGAGAGUGGAGUUCUGGACGGAUUUGGCGGCGGAGGAGGGUGAGGCGCUUCGGGGCACGCGCGGGUGGUGGAGUGGGGAUUUGGGAGGUUGUCUGGAGAAGGUGUGUGGGAGGUUGAGGGGUGGGGGGUGGAGAGAGGAGGAGAUCAGAGAGAUGAUGACGAUGGACGGCUGCGAUGAUGGGCUCCGUCGAGAUGGGGGAGAGCCAAUGGGCGUGGGACACGUGGAGAGGCUGAGGAUGAGAUUGCUGGGUGCGGGGUGGAGCAGUGAGGAUGUUGAGGAAGCGCUGGGAAAAGCAGACGACGAAGAAAGAGAGAAGAGAGGAUAG
Messenger RNA from Striga hermonthica, 987 nucleotides. The record is from the annotation of a GenBank genome assembly. Lineage: Eukaryota; Viridiplantae; Streptophyta; Magnoliopsida; Lamiales; Orobanchaceae.